AUGUCGUCGGAAUCAAACGCAAACGAUCCAUUGGCGCAGGCCAGCACAUCCUCUUCUGCUCCUAACGGCAAUGCCACGUCCAGCCUCGAAUUCACCGAAUCCGACUCCAAUGAUCCAGCCUCGGCCCUUCAACGACCGCGGUCGCCCUCCAAGAGCGCUUUCCAGUGGCCCUCGGAACCACUCAACAACGGCCGCCCAUCCCUGCCUCAGGACUCGCAACAGAGUGUGGACGACGCCAACCGUGACAUCUCCCAACGUAUCACCGACGCUGGUCACGAUGCCACCUCUGGGCAUUCCAAGCCCUACCCCGGCCUCGAUCGUCCAAGACGGUCCGCGCAACUGACCGCCAACCUCGACAGCAUCGAGGAUGAUCGCAGACAACAGCUCUCCCCCACCAGCACUUCUUUCGACCCCACAUCCGCCUCUUCCUUGCCCGUACUCAGUCCUCAGGUCCAGAACAUGGACCGUACAUCCUCCCACGGCACGAACGGAUCGGCGGCUUCUGACGGACCUGAUGCCCCUUCCUCGAAGCCGCACUAUCCCAACUAUCUUCCUGACAUGCUUCGGAACGCUGCCACAAUACCCAUCGAUCUUUUGCGCUCCCUGGUCCCUGACAACGCGUUCCCAUCCAACACUGACGAGGGUCUCAGUGCUAGCACUCUGCAGGUUCCCGUCACCAGCUUCAAUGCUCUUUUCGAAGCUUGCAAACUUUUCGAAUGGCUCGCAAAUCAGGCAUCUCAGCUCGAGACACUAGACAGGGGUCAUGGCUCUCGUCGCCCUUCGACUACCCAACAGCAGUCCGACGACGGUGUCGACUUCACCUACUUCGACUAUCUCGAGACACUCCAGAAGGUCGCAGACGUUGUCAGCGGUCUAGCCGCAGCCAGAGGCAUCGAUCUUGUCCUGGACUUGGAACCACAGCUACACGGCGAACCAGCGGACAAUCAGCGUCACUAUAAGCUUGGCUCGUGCACAGUCUGGGCAGACCGCAUCGCGCUUACGUUCCUUUUCAUGAGCUGCAUCUCUCGCUUGCUGCGCAACUCGCCCGUUCGAUCCACUGUCGUGGUGACGACCACCUUGACUCCCCAAGAGGAGAAUGUCGUACGUCCCGAUAGCGGUUCGGAGAUGAAGCUCGUGAUCCUCUCUCUCGGUCUUCGCCUCGUCCUCCCGCGUACUGUUGCAGCAACUCAGGAACUCAUGUCGUCAAUUUCUGGCACACCAGCUUCACUUCUCCUCGAUGCAUUCGGCGCAGGACUCACAACAGAACAAUCCGUUAGUCAGCUUCCGGGCGGUCCAGACCGAGCCGUCAUUGAUCAUUCCAUCACCAUUCCGGUGGGUCAGCUCGCCGAGCCUCAAGAGCUGGAGUCAACGCAGCACCAGGGCAGCGACUCGAAACAUCGCAUUGGCCCAGAUCAAGACGAGCUUGCCGACUUCGCCUCGACCUUGCAGGGCAAGAGGGUGGCACUCUACUCGACAUCCCGAAGCUUCUUCGCUCGUCAAGUGGCCACAUUUCUUUCGGGUGUCGGCUGCGAUGUCGCUCCCGUCUUUACUGACAAUGUGGACGAGUCAUCCUUCGACGGUAGCGACCGAAUCUUUGGCAAGCACACACACACCGCAGUCGCUUUAACUUCGGGAAGACCCACUCUGGUCAGCUACACAAGCGACAUAGACAGACAGGUUCAUCCGGCUUCGUCUCCUCCCUCUUCCGACACUACAGCACCCACGGAGCAGAGCAAACAAGACACGAUGCAGCCAUCAAGCGCAGUCGACACGGCUGUGUUGGAUCCUGUCACAGGAGUGCCCGUCACUUUCGACAAUUCUGACCAUGUGCCACCGACCGUCGACCAGAUUGCUUCACCACAGGCCGGGGCCGACGACAAAAUGCUGUCACCCGAGACGCAAAUCGACUCGACUGGACGAAAAGUGGUGCCCUUCAGCUUCGUCAUCAUCGAUGACGACAUUGUCACUUUGCAGAAGGAGCUGCUUCGCAUCCGAUCAGCCGUGCCGAUCCUCAAAUCGGCUCUCGCUUCCAAAGCCUCGCCUCACAACCCUCCGGCCAAUGAACGCAGGCUGCCACGUCCCACGCUCGAUCACAGGACCAAAUCGAGUCCUCAAGUCAAUCGUAUCAUGGCGUCCCAGCUCGGCAACGCCUCCACGCGCUCUUUUGGCUCACUUGGGACAGAAUUGAUGAACGGAGAGAACGGCAACAAGAACGUCGAUUCCAUGGACGAGUCUGUGUCACAGACCAUCAUCUUCUUCACCUCGAUGAAGUCGUAUCGUCUUGUGCGGGACACCGUACAGCCGAUCAUUGAUUCUGCCAGCUUUCGUGGCGUGGCAUCGCCGCCCGAGAUCAUGGUCCUGCCUAAGCCAGCGGGGCCCAGGAGGAUCUUGACCGCAUUGCAUGUGGCGCAACACAAGCCGCUUGUGCGAUUGCCCUUCCUGCCGAUUGCGACCUCUCCUCUGUCGCCCCUCAUCACGCAUUCAAAGACCUGGUGGAGCUCCGACUCAUCACAGCAGCAAGACGGACAAGGAUUCAUGACCUUGACGCGGCGAGAGACCGACUCGACGUUCGCAGAGGAGGACACCACACCCUCCACACCCUGGAGCCCGAUCGAGGCUGCGCAUGCUCCCGAAGGCAUUUCUACUCCCGAGAUCCCUUUGACGAAGGAAAACCUACCGCUGGCCGCCGCACCGGCAGCCAAAGGAGCUAGCAUCCGUACCGUGACCCAACCCACAGGUGCCGACGACGCCGCGUCCAGCGCUGCAAUGACGACCAAGUCUGCGCCCCGGUCAUCCAUCUCACGACAGACGGGCAACAACACCAACGCAGACGCCACACCAGCCCCCGCUCCCAUCCCUGCGGAUGCAAGUGUGGCACCCAAGACCAACAGUGGUGGCUCGGGCGCGCCCAGCACCACUUCGCCUCUGUCAUCUUCACAGCUUGCUCGCUCGCAAGCGGUCAGCAGCCCCAUGCCCGCGGACGCUCUCGAGUACUUUAGCGAGACUGCAGCAAAGAUGGGCGGAAGUGCUGCGAGCGGAAUGGUCAUCCAGAGCCCGGACGGACGUCCUGCGGGCAUAUUCUUCCAACCCAAGUCUACGCCGUCGGUUCCAGGAUCGAAGCCAGGGCUCUCACGUGGCAUGUCUGCUUCUUCGAUCCGACGCGGACCUUCGUCCGAGACAAGCGAGCGAUCAGAUACAGCUGCUCGCGAUCGAAGACUGAUGAACCGCAGCGUCGGGUCCACAGGAGCAGGCAGGCGCGGCAGUGCGGCGGACAUUCACAAUCUGCGCCCGAGCGAUCUGCCGACUUUGAACGAGCAGGGGACGCCCGCAGGGUCAGCAGCAUCGACGGACUCGCGUCCAUCCCAGCUGUCGAACGUCGGCAAGUAUCCCAGUGGAAGCAUGUUCGCGCCUCAAGUAGGGAUCCAUUCCGUGCUCAACUCGUCCAGGCCACCGAUGACCACUCCGCUAUCGAGUCUGGCAUCGCAGGCUCGAGAGGCCGAUGAGGAUAGUGCUGGGGCCCAAGAUGCUGCGGCGACGCAAGAUGUGACUCAGAAGAGCGACAGUGGCAAGCCGGCUGACAGCAGUCCCCAAGCAACGGAUGCUGGCAAGCCGACGGGCGAAACAUCUCAGCCAAGCAAACCUACCGGGCCUGGGUCGACAAAGUCAGCCGGAUCAGCUGCAGUCGGCGAAGGGGCCGCACCUGGCACAAACCCGGCACCUGCGAUCGCAUCAGGCAGCAACUCGACUACGGCCACGCCCAACGCGCGCACCGCUCCGAACGCCGCCCACCGCCUCGCGAACAAAGCCGCUCCCGCCUCAGCCACAGCAUCCCCCUCUGACCCGCGCAAGCCGUCCGCAGUGCCGCAAUCCGGCUUCAUGAUGGGCAUGGGCUUCACCUCGACCAAACGCCGCAACCAGGGCCCCAAGAAGGCGCCCGUCCGCGAAGCCGUCCUGCCACCCAUCAAGGUACUCAUCGUCGAAGACAACCCCAUCAACCAGCGCAUCCUGUCCAUGUUUAUGGGCAAGAAGAAGAUCAAGUACGACGUGGCCAACAACGGACGCGAGGCGGUGGAGAAGUGGAAGACGGGAGGAUAUCAUCUCAUUCUGAUGGACAUCCAGUUGCCUGUGAUGGAUGGAAUUGAGGCGACCAAGGAGAUCCGCAAGUUGGAGCGGUCCGCGAACAUCGGGAUUCUGCCGAACACGCCCGAGGCGGUCGCCGAGGGCGGGGGGAGCAGGACGGUGACAGCGAAGGGCGUGAAAGGGCAGGUGGCCUCACCGUCGACCAAACCCGCGAGCGGAAGCGGUGGACCCGGCGCAAAGGGUGCACUGGUCAACGGCGUCGGCGAAGCCAACCGCACCCGCCCCGCUUCCAGCGGAAGCAUCAACCCCUUCCGCGCCUCGGUCAUCAUCGUCGCCCUCACCGCCUCGGUCCUCUCGUCGGAUCGAGUCGAAGCCCUCGCCGCCGGAUGCAAUGACUUCCUCAACAAGCCCGUCUCGCUCCCCUGGCUCAACCAGAAGAUCCUCGAAUGGGGUUCCAUGAUGUACCUCAUGUACAGCGGCUUGAGUUCGGACGACAUCCAUUUGGGUGAUACGCACGCGACGGCCAACAGCGGGGCUGCGGGCGGCAGAGUCGAUCGCGCGCAGCUGCAUCUUGGGUUCGGAUACGGACCGGCCGAGAAGGCCAAGGCGCUGGCGAACAAUUUGCAUCUCGGAGAUACGUUGGCGGCUAAGAAGAAGAAGAGGGCCGAGGCGAAUCAGGCGCAGAGUGAGGCGAAUAAGGAACAGCGCGAGGCGAAUAUGGAGCAACGCGAGGCGAAUGUGGAGAAGAAGGAGGGGCAGCAAGAGCAGCAGAAGCAGGCGAAGGAGCAACCUUCCACUGCUAGCGAGGAGGCACCUGCUGAGAAGAGCGCAGAGGAAGUUGUGGGGAAGGAUAAGGAUGAGGACAAGGACGGGAACGAGAAAGACAAGCAUGAGGAGAAGGACGAGGCGGCCGGAUGA
Messenger RNA from Kalmanozyma brasiliensis GHG001, 4998 nucleotides. RefSeq names its product Signal transduction response regulator, receiver domain protein. Gene Ontology annotation, molecular function: phosphorelay response regulator activity; protein kinase activator activity. The transcript has a single exon. Lineage: Eukaryota; Fungi; Basidiomycota; Ustilaginomycetes; Ustilaginales. Gene Ontology annotation, biological process: osmosensory signaling via phosphorelay pathway. Gene Ontology annotation, cellular component: Mcs4 RR-MAPKKK complex. The record is from RefSeq and is a predicted model, not a curated record. Bases 1 to 4998 code for a protein of 1665 amino acids.